CACCCUAUUUACUCGAUGGUAUUUUAACGUCAAUCGAUAUCAAAGUGCGCCUUUUCAUAUCGAUAAAGAACAAGUUGUUUUGUUUACAAGCUAAAUUUAAAUUAUUUAUUUAAUCUGUAGCCAUGGAACCCGUGGCAAUCCUACCAAAGCCUCCGGGAUCAACCAACCGCGGAGCCCUGCGCCUGCCACCCAAAAAGCCGCGCGCAAAGCGCAUGUACCAUUGCGGCGUUUGCUUCAUGGGAUUCCCGCGUCAUUUGGCCACCAAGCGGCAUGAACAGCAGUGCGAGGCCAAAUUGAGGCGUCUGUUCAUCUGCCGGCACUGCCUGACGUUGUACGGCGAGGAGUCUCGGUUGGAGCGGCAUCGGGAGCGAAAGCACGCCGACGGGCAGUACCUGUGUUUGCAAUGCGGCAAGCGUUACGCAUCCGCCACGUUCUUGUACCGUCAUGUGGUCAGCUGGCACGGUGAGCAGUCGCUUUUCUACUGUGGCAUGUGUGCGGACAAUUGCAAUGAUGUUAAGACCUUCAGCGGAAUGAGGGAGUUGCAGGAACACGCCGAGGAGGUUCACCACCUUCGCUCCAUGGAGUCAACGGCCAGCGAAACAGGUAGCCAAGUCGAUGAAACCGAGAACCUGGAGAUGCUGGAGGAGAACAUUGAGGACAUUUUACCCAGCAUUGACUGGGAUGACGAUCUGACCUUCGGCUGGCCCAUGGACUUGGACAAGGAGUCAUGUAUUGUAGACACUAAGCCAAGCGUGUUCGUGUGUCCCUUCUGCGCCAAUGGUUUCUCGGGCAGUUUGGGUCUAGUGCGGCAUCUGGAGCAGACUUACGACCGUAAUCCUUUGGAAUGUUGCUAUUGCGGAAAGAGCCAUGGCACCCGCGAAGCCUUGCGUUCCCAUCUUCAACGUCUCCACGUUCUGUUGCGCGCUCAUGUGUGCAGUGUUUGCCAGGCAGACUUUGCCACCGCUGAUCAUCUGAAGAAGCACAUGAAUAGUCAGCAUUUGCAGCAACGACCACAUCUGUGUCCCACUUGUGGCAAGAGAUUUGCCCAGCGGUGUCAUCUUAACGAGCAUAUGACUAGGGAUUGUGGAGCCGGCCAAGGCAAGUACAUUUGCCAACUUUGCCUGUGGCCCUUCUUUCGGGCCAUUGAUCUGGAGAGGCAUGUAAACAAGAAGCAUCCUUAAGAGGAGGACUGUCAUUCAGGCGGAAAUUCAAGGUAUCUUUGAUUCUUUGACUGAGUUAAAUUAAGAUAUUUAAUAUUUAUAUAAACUAAGUGUUUUAGGUUAAUAAGUCUGGAAAGUCGGAUAAUAUUAGUUUAAUCAUUACUUUCCACUAUAAACUAUAUACCUAAGCGGUAACUUUAUCCCAUAAGUUUGAAAGCCAAAUUAAAGUUAGUAAUUAAAUUAAGAGUAAAGCUUCUAGUUUUCUAUUUAAUAUUUUCGGUAUAUAAGAGUAGUUACAUUUUGAGUUAAGUACUCUCAAAAUUUUUGGUUUCUUUUGUUAUAAAAAGUCAUGUUACAUAUUAAGAUAUCAAUAAUAUUUAUAAUUUUUAUAAACAAUAUUAACUAAAUAUUACUUAAGUAGCUUAUAAGCUGAGCAAAAGGUUGCACCUUUGUCUAUAAAGAUUAGAUUAAGAUAAAUAAGGUUAUACAUUCCAUUAUUUGUAGAAAUUUUUUUUGGCAACACAUAAAGGUCUUCAUA
Molecule: messenger RNA, 1698 nt
Organism: Drosophila eugracilis
Lineage: Eukaryota; Metazoa; Arthropoda; Insecta; Diptera; Drosophilidae
Product: zinc finger protein 358
Exons: 2
Coding region: 123-1181 (352 amino acids)
Biological process (GO): regulation of transcription by RNA polymerase II
Cellular component (GO): chromosome
Molecular function (GO): chromatin insulator sequence binding
Source: RefSeq, a predicted model, not a curated record